UUAUUAUAUAAGUCAUCAAGUGUAGCCUAUAUGUCAGGAAUCCGAAUACAGCAGCAGGUUGACGUAGCAAAGCUCUCCCCCGACUCAUUCACUCCCCUCACACAAGGAGCUCAAGUUUGAGCCUCUAUCAGAUCCCUUCAGAGAGAGCUCACCUGUAGACGGAAGCUGGACAGAGGCUUUAAUUCUUAGGCUCCUGUUACUCACUCGUGAUGGACUUUAGUUUUUAUUAAUCGCGUGUCGAUUCUUGCACAAACGGAGCUUAUAUUGUAGUUUUGCAUCCACCCCUGUUAUCGAGAACUUCAAAUCGUCAAGCGCAACUUCCCUUCCCCUCAGCGACCCUGAAGCGAUGGAGCCGUCAGUCAUCCCCGGUGGCGACAUGUCCGACCUUUACUCCAUUAACCCGUUUAAUAUUACUUUCCCGGACGACGUUAUGGGUUUCGUUCCUGACGGAAGGAACUAUACCGAACCAAACCCGAUAAAGAGCCCCGCGGGAAUCAUCAUUGCAAUUUCCAUCACUGCUCUAUAUUCCGUUAUCUGCGUGGUGGGACUCCUGGGAAACAUCCUAGUGAUGUACGGGGUGGUAAGAUACACCAAGCUGAAAACUGCCACCAACAUCUACAUCUUCAAUUUGGCCCUGGCAGACGCACUGGCCACUAGUACACUUCCAUUCCAGAGCGCCAAGUAUCUAAUGAACACCUGGCCCUUUGGUGAGCUUCUAUGUAAAGUUGUCAUAGCCAUUGACUACUAUAACAUGUUUACCAGUAUCUUCACCCUCACCAUGAUGAGUGUGGACCGGUACAUUGCCGUGUGCCACCCUGUGAGGGCACUGGAGUUUCGUACCCCGGUCAAGGCCAAAAUCAUCAACGUGUGCAUCUGGAUUCUCUCGUCUGCUGUAGGAGUACCAAUCAUGGUCAUGGCAGUUACCAAAGUCACAAACCAAGGUGCAACGGUCUGCAUGCUGAAGUUCCCUGAUCCAGACUGGUACUGGGACACAGUGACAAAGAUUUGUGUGUUUAUCUUCGCAUUUGUGGUGCCAGUGCUAGUUAUCACAAUCUGCUAUGGUCUGAUGAUCCUACGUUUGAAAAGUGUCCGGAUUCUCUCAGGCUCAAAGGAGAAGGACAGAAACAUGCGUCGAAUCACUCGAAUGGUUUUGGUGGUGGUGGCUGCCUUCAUUAUCUGCUGGACACCUAUCCACAUCUUCAUCAUCGUCAAAACACUUGUAGACAUCAACCAAAAGAACCCCUUUGUGAUUGCCAGCUGGCACCUGUGUAUCGCACUUGGCUAUACCAACAGCAGCCUCAAUCCGGUCCUCUAUGCUUUCUUGGAUGAGAAUUUCAAGAGAUGUUUCCGAGACUUCUGCCCACCCUUCCGAACCCGAGCUGCCCAGAACAGUCUCAACCGAGCAAGAAAUGCCACAAGGGAGCCGGUUUCGGUUUGCGCACCUUCGGAAGCUGGAAAGACGCCAGUAUGACUAGGCCUGGAGAGGAUCCCACCACGGGGGUCCCAGUCCAGAAGAGUUCAGCAGGAUCUUCAAUCUGAGGUCACCCAGAUCUCCACUACUGAAUUCUAGGAACAGAACUCAACAAUAUCUCAAGAUUCGUGCAUUGAGAAUGUAACGAGAGACUGAGUUAAGCAGCUCUUCUCCUGCACCAUUACUUUGUAUUAUGGAUUGGCCCCAGUAUUAUUUGGAAUAAAUAACUAGCAUACACAAGAGCCUCUUCUGAGCCCAAUGUUAUGGCCAACAUCAGGAUAAUCAGACUUUCAAGGUCUGGUGGACCUUCAGGGUUCGGAAAUCUCACUGGUACUGAGAACACAACCCGAAACAACAGAUAAAUAAACUCUCCUUGCUGACACAUCAAGAAAUGAAACCUGAAACCUACAAAAGCAAACAGUGGAGAUGAUGUCCAGUUGGAGGACACUGGCUGAAAAGGACAUUUUCAGAGAUAUUGGACUGUAGAAAAAUAAAACAAACAUUGAUGUAAAACUCUCCUCAAAUGUUGAUGAACCCCCAGUGAAACUCUGAAGAAAUAAUGGGAAAAUAUGUCUUGCCCUAGAGAGCAGAAUGAAGAAAGCAUAUGGUAUUAUAGCGAUAUAAAUGGACUUAAUAUUGAAGGAUUUAUUAGCCAUUAUCGCCUGCAUCCACUCUCAAACCAUCUUCAGACAAACUUAUUUUCAAUUCCUCAGUCUUAUGUAUUCAGUGAAGGGGUGUACAUGGCAAAUCUCUGCAGUUUCCUCCUGGACAUUUCCAAUAAAGUUGACUUCAACAAAGAGUAAACUAAACUAAAGAAACGCUCUAAAUUACCAUUUAGACUGUGUUAAAUGUCAUGCCAAAAACUGCAGUGAAAUAUUUAUUGUGUCCACAAAGCAAGAUCAAAAUUGAGUUCCUGAUGUACAUUAAGUAUCUGGAACAUCAUAUAGCCCUUGGACCCAAUCAUUUUCGAAUGUCUUGAUUUUGAUGUGUGAUGAAUGCAAUGAGCAAUUUGAUCCGUGUUAUGGAUAAUAUUCCUUUAGAAGCUGAAAGUGCUUUUUAUACUGUGCUUUUACUGUCAAGUCAAGUCAAAAGUGUAGUAAAGAGAUUGUGCGUAAAUUAUUACAUUCUGUUAUUUUGGAUCUUUUAUUGUUGUUAGCAGUUCAUUUUUGUCCAUAAAAAAAUCAAGAAAUAGCUCUGCCAUUUUACUUGAACAUAUCUCAUAAAUGCUUGGUGAAUUUGAAUCGUAGUAAUUUAGUUUGAAAUUGAUUAAUUUUGAUGACUGGUGUGUUUCUGAAGCCUUGCCUCUGGAUAUUUUCUAGUUGUGCUAGCCUUGAUAUUUGUUUUACUCUGAUGAUUGUAAUUUUCUUGAUAAGUGAUGUUAGUGAAAUUGUUGAUUUUUUUGUGUUUGUGUUGCAUUUUUAAGAUUUUUUUUUUAAUAAAAGAUUGUAAACAUUU
This is a messenger RNA of Pimephales promelas (fathead minnow), 2926 nucleotides long. RefSeq names its product opioid receptor, delta 1a (gene oprd1a). Gene Ontology annotation, cellular component: neuron projection; plasma membrane. Gene Ontology annotation, molecular function: G protein-coupled enkephalin receptor activity; neuropeptide binding. NCBI's taxonomy places the organism in Eukaryota, Metazoa, Chordata, Actinopteri, Cypriniformes, Leuciscidae. Gene Ontology annotation, biological process: neuropeptide signaling pathway; G protein-coupled opioid receptor signaling pathway. The record is from RefSeq and is a predicted model, not a curated record.